CAUUGCCACUGUCAAUCUAGUUUGUUAAUGUCAAAUGCAAGAUUGUUGUGAACGUGAGAAAAGAAAAUAAAAUAAAUAAAAUUUGCUAUUUUCUAUCAAAAAUUAAAGUGUUUUGACAAGUUCGUGAUAACCAAACGUCUACAAAAAUGAAUAGAAUAUUCGGUAGAGGUAAACCGAAAGAGCCAGGCCCAAGUAUUACGGACUGUAUCAGUAAUGUUGAUUCCAGAGCAGAUAACAUUGAACAAAAGGUACAGAAACUGGAGACUGAGCUCCGGAAGUACAAGGACCAAAUGAACAAGAUGAGGGAGGGGCCGGCUAAGAAUGCAGUCAAACAAAAAGCUAUGAGGGUCCUCAAGCAAAAGAAAAUGUAUGAACAGCAGUUAGAAAACCUCCGAGCGCAGUCAUUCAACAUGGAACAAGCGAACUAUGCAACACAGACACUCAAAGACACCCACACUACUAUAGCAGCUAUGAAGGAUGGCGUCACACAGAUGAAAAAGGAAUUUAAGAAAAUCAAUAUUGAUUCGAUUGAGGAUGUUAAUGAUGAUCUGGCGGACAUGUUGGAACAAGCAGAUGAGGUUCAGGAAGCACUUGGCAGACAGUAUGGUAUGCCAGAGAUUGAUGACGAUGAGCUGGCUGCAGAAUUGGAUGCUUUGGGCGACGAGAUAGCCCAAGACGACGACACGUCGUACCUUGAUGACGUGGUAAAGGCCCCCGCGGCGCCCGACCGCGAGCCGGGCGCCGACAGCGUGCGCAGCCGCGACGGAGUCCCCGUCGACGAGUUCGGCCUCCCGCUGGUGCCUAGCACGGCGCAGACGUCGCGCUGAUGAGGUGAUCCGCAAGUUUAACGUUCUUAAUUCAAAAGUUUUCUUUAAUAUAAAAAAAAAAUAUUGUCGUGGCGUAGACGUCGCAUUGAUAAGGUGAAUGCGAUUGGCUUGAAAUUGAAUGUACUAGAUUUUUUUUCUUAUUUAAACAAAAAGAAAAGAGAAAAAGUUGACCAGAAAUAUAGUAGGUCUAGGUAGGCCAUAUUGCGGCUUAAAAAGUAAAUUAAAAUAUUGAGCUGAAAAUAAUUAUACGAGCAAAUUAAGCAUAAUCCAACAUUAUUAAGUUUUCAUAGUCAGUCUUGUUACUGACUUCUUUUAUGUUGUGCAUACAUAUCUUCAAAUAAGUCUGAUUUUAAUUGACAAUAAUGCGCUAUUGUCAAAUGACUUAUUACUUAAAUGAGUCUACUAAUAAUAUGACAACUAUUUAUAAAUAUGAAACGCAGAACUAGCAUCAUUGGCUCUUCUCAGUUUCUGGUCAAGUAAACUUCCCUAUUAAGUUAAUUUUUCAACUCUAUCGCCAGGACAAUAAGGUUAACAUUAUUUGAAAUCGCCGCCACUGCCUUAGAAGGUUAAAAAGAAAAAAAAAAAACACUCCUCGGAUAUUAUGUAAAUUAAAAUUUAUUAAAUUUGCAAGUAAGACUGCACAGUUUUUGAUCACCUAUAUUUUAUUUAAUAACCAUUUUUGUAUAAGGCCUCUUAUUUUUAAGCUAAGAUAAAUUUGCUGUUGUGAUAAAAGUGAAUGAUUUUAUAUCUUAGGAGUAUUGUAGAAAAACUAACAAAACAUAUGUUUAAUAAAAAAAAAUAUAUUACAAUGCACCUUACGGUUUAUGUAAAUAAUAUAAUUUGUUAUAUGUUUAUUUUCUGCCGUAAAAGACACCAUGAAAAGUAAUUCUAAACAAACAUUUCUAAUAAGGUCAUGGAAUUGUUUAUAUUAGGAUUCCUUUACAUUUUACUACUCGUAAUAUCAAAACGAUGACGUCUGAUUCCACUCUUUAUUACCCUUGCACAAACCAAUGCUAUUGUGCAAUUAACACUAAGAAAUUAUUCACACAAUUUUUAUUAUUUGUAGUCUAUGGAUCUGCUGGUUAAUAUUAUCAUUGAGAGAAAUGCGUGAAACCUACCUACUAUAAGUAAAAGGGUACAUUACUGAACUUUCCAUAUAAGGUCAUGCAGGCUUUUUUGGCAAUCAUUUAAACUAGGUGACUUGCCGAUUAUUUUUAUAAUAUAAAUAUGUUGCUGUAUCCCGUUUUAUAAAUAUAAUAUAAUUUUUAUGUUAAUAAACUUAAGUUGUACAUUA
This is a messenger RNA of Amyelois transitella, 2121 nucleotides long. RefSeq names its product charged multivesicular body protein 5 (gene Vps60). Lineage: Eukaryota; Metazoa; Arthropoda; Insecta; Lepidoptera; Pyralidae. The coding region runs from base 147 to 827 and encodes 226 amino acids. Gene Ontology annotation, cellular component: multivesicular body. The transcript has 5 exons. The record is from RefSeq and is a predicted model, not a curated record. Gene Ontology annotation, biological process: vesicle budding from membrane; late endosome to vacuole transport via multivesicular body sorting pathway.